CUUUUAUUCUAUGGUUUUUAUGUGUGAGCUCAACAGGAGAAAAGUCAUGUGAUGUUUUCACGUGAUCUUUUCACUCCGAAAAAAGCUUCUCGAUUGAAACUAGCAAGUAGGCCGAGGGAUAAUCUAUAGAAAGACCAUGGCAGACAACAAUGCGAAAAACAUAGAUCUGGACUCUCUCCCUUAUGUCGAUCGCGAGCUUGAAAUUGCUGGAAUGAAGGACAAAGUCAAUUUGUUGAUUGAGCAGGAAAUGCGCAAGAUCUCUAAAAAGGAUCGGGUUCAUUUCCCUAAAGAUAUCAAAUUGUUUGCUGAUGACGAAAUAUUGUCCUCAGAAUGGGCAAGAACCAACAAACAGCUGUCGAUGCCGACUCUUGACCUUUCUCGAUACGAUGUUGCACCACCUGCGGCAAAGGAUAAAAAGAGCGUGGAUGCAUGGGAAUCCGCGAUAGACAACUCAAAGGCACAGUUGGAGGCACAAACAUUAAGAUUAUUCAACUUAGAGUUAUUACAAAAGUACGGAGCAAAUGCCUGGAAAGUUCAUAAUUUCCAGCUGGAAGCAUAUCUUAAGCAAUUGAAGAGCGAUGUGGAGGACAAAAAGAAGCAAAUACUGGACCUAAACAAGCAGCGCAAAUUUGAGCAGACGGAAGGAGGCAGCUCUUUGCGCGAUCUUGAAUCAAAAUGGUCUGAUCUAAUAAGUCAAACGCUCCAAGUCGAGGUUGCUUGUGCUUCUCUCGAAAACGAAUUGGAGGAACUGAAGAGAUAUGAAAACAGGAUAUCCAGUAAUCAGUGACACUAUAUCUUUCUGUGUAAAUAAAUAUUAGUGAGUUGACCAGGUGAACCUCUGUCUUUACUCCGCGCUUAUAUGGAUUUGAUUUACGUAUAAAAAUGAAUUUGGUCAUAGUCUUACGACAAAGAUGUUCGUCACCGCCCUUUAUGUUUUUAUAUG
Messenger RNA from Umbelopsis ramanniana AG, 943 nucleotides. RefSeq lists its product as uncharacterized. The record is from RefSeq and is a predicted model, not a curated record. Lineage: Eukaryota; Fungi; Mucoromycota; Umbelopsidomycetes; Umbelopsidales; Umbelopsidaceae. Gene Ontology annotation, cellular component: catalytic step 2 spliceosome; precatalytic spliceosome; Prp19 complex. The coding region runs from base 137 to 787 and encodes 216 amino acids. Gene Ontology annotation, biological process: mRNA processing. The transcript is spliced from 3 exons.